This is a messenger RNA of Chiloscyllium plagiosum (whitespotted bambooshark), 8148 nucleotides long. RefSeq names its product zinc finger and BTB domain containing 10 (gene zbtb10). Gene Ontology annotation, molecular function: DNA-binding transcription factor activity, RNA polymerase II-specific; RNA polymerase II cis-regulatory region sequence-specific DNA binding; protein binding. Lineage: Eukaryota; Metazoa; Chordata; Chondrichthyes; Orectolobiformes; Hemiscylliidae. Gene Ontology annotation, biological process: regulation of transcription by RNA polymerase II. The record is from RefSeq and is a predicted model, not a curated record.
CAACUUUAUACCUUCCGUAAUUCAUCCCGACCUCUCCGGAGUUUGAUUGCUGCUGGAGGAGGAGAUUGAGGCUCUGGUUGGGGGGGGUGGAAAAAAAGGUUAUCGCGGGAAAGGCAACCUCCUCUUCCACCACCACCCCUUCCUUCCCCGUCCCCCCCCCAAACCCACUCCGGCCAACGAUCGGAUCAGCGACCCCUCCCGUCCCCUCCCUGAUCCACCAUGUCCGGCGAGAGGAACAGGCGAUCGCUGGCUUUCCGCACCGGAGCCGCCGCCGUCAGGAUCGACCCCGAGCUAGGGCCUCACCACCACCAAAACAACAACAACAACGGUAGCGGCAGCGAGGCCUCGAACGGGGCCUUCCCGUCCGUCAGUCCGAGCAAAUCGGCCGCGCUGGACGGCGCCCAGGCCGAGGCCCCCCCAGCUCCAGCCCCCUCCGCCGAGGAGGACUGGGUCGAGACGGUGGUGGUGGACGACGAGUACCCGGAGCAAGAGGUCUCCUCGGUGCGGGUAGUCGACGGCGGGUCGAUCAGCAGCAACGAGUCCGAGGAAGAGGAGGAGGAGGCGGCGCCGGUGGCGGCGGCGGACGGGCAGCUGGAAGGGAUGGACGGGCCCGACAGUAAGGAGCGAGCCCCGACGCCCGGUGAAGGAGCCGGAGGCGCCGUGGGUCAGGAGGACGAGGAGGAAAACGACGGCGGCGGCGGCUGCAGCAGGAGAGGAUUCGGGCUGACCCUGCUCGGGCGGCCCCAGUCCUUCCUGCUGCCCCAGCAGCGCACUUUCCAAAGGUCGUGGCUGCAGGAGUUCCCGUGGCUUCAGUACGAGCAGGAGACGGGCCUUAUGUACUGCUCGUGGUGCCUGCGGGCCAACAGCGGGGCGGGGAGCAACAAUAACCGCAACAAGUUCGUGAAGGGAAGCCGCAAUUACAGACGAACCACGCUGCUGCGGCAUCACCUUUACACCGAGCACCGGCAGAAUGACCCAACGGCUGCCGCCUGCAUGGAGGAGUCUACAAUUACAUCGAAAUCAACAGAUGAACUGUACAGUGAGUACAAAAGUGAUCGAAAUGAAAUUUCCUAUUGUUAUCAACUGCUUCAGGAACUAAAUGAACAGCGGCAGCAAGGCAUUCUGUGUGAUGUCAACAUUGUGGUGAAGGGUCAGGUUUUCAAAGCCCACAAGAAUAUAUUAGUUGCUGGCAGCCGUUACUUUAAGACACUCUAUUGCUAUACUCCAAAUGACAGUUGUGACCAGGUCACAGUGACUCACCUUGAUGUUGUUGCAGUGCAAGGUUUCACUGUCAUUCUUGAUUUCAUGUACUCUGGACAUUUGGUUUUAACCAGUCAGAAUGUAAUUGAAGUAAUGUCUGUAGCGAGCUAUCUACAAAUGACAGACAUUGUUCAGGCUUGCCGUGGUUUCAUAAAGGAUGCCCUAAACAUCAGUACAAAAUCCAAUGCAGCAGAGAAAAUAAUAAUGCAGUAUGAAAAGGUAAAAGCCUCCAACCGGUCCCAAAGAGAAAAUACUGUAGCCACAUUGAAACAUGAAUCCAACAGUCCUUGGAUAGUCAAAUCUACAACUGCAGUGAAUAACUGUGCUACUGGAGGACUGCAUGAAGAAAGGGCUAGAUAUGAAAUGGAGAACUACAAUUUUGAUGUGGGUUCAGUGAUGGACCAGAAUGAGAGCUACCAGAUUAAUGAUACUGUCUGGAGUCAAGAUAACUUUUCGGAUUAUGUUGGAAAGGAUCUGCAGAUGGGACUACCUCAAGAUCAGGGUCCUGCUUUUUCAUGGGGAAACUUAGGAAAACUAAUGCUUCAUCAGACAGUUCCUCGAAGUGGACGAAGGAAAAACCACAUAACUAGAAGAAUUGUAUAUGAUGUUGCACCAAAAGCUGAAGAGGGAGUUGGAGAUAAUUUAAUGAUGCAGCCACCUAUGGCAUUCUCUGAAGAUGGAUUACAGGAAAUUCCUGUUGACUCAUUUGGAGCUGGAACUUCGGAUCAAUUCAGAUUUGGACUGUUACAAGAAGCGCAAAAUAGAGAGACAUGGCUAAAUGGUGAUGCUUCAAUUGGUAGUCAAAACAAAUUCAAGUGCCCACAUUGCAAUUACAUUGCCAAGUAUCGACGCACAUUGAAGAGACAUCAACUAAUACAUACUGGAGUACGGUCCUUUGCUUGUGACAUUUGUGGAAAGUUGUUCACGCGAAGAGAACAUGUAAAGCGGCAUUCACUGGUACACAAGAAAGAUAAAAAGUACAAAUGUAUGGUUUGUAAAAAAUUCUUCACUCUAGCAGCCAGCGUUGGAAUUAGGCAUGGAUCUCGACGUUAUGGCGUAUGUUUGGACUGUUCCGGGGGUGAUAGACAGCCAAAGGGUGACCAUGAUGGUAUGGACCUGAUGGUUGAUCCAGAAUUUUUUAAGGAACAGCAAGAAGAACGAGAACAACCAGGUGAACUGGAGCAGGAAGAAAAUGAGAGAAUGGUUGAUGAAGAUAUGGCAGAUGAAGAUGGAGGAGGGGAAAUGGAUAGAGAGCAGUGGGAAGAUGUUGAGGCUAGUGAGACGUAUGUCAUUUUAGACAAUGACUAACUGGCGAUUAAGCCGUUAUGUUAAACUGAGAAGUGUAACUAUGGUUGUUCACUGUAUAAACAAACCCUAUGAAUUUUAUUUGAAUUGCAAAGAUUAUGGAUUGGCAACAAAACACUAAAUUUUCCAUAUUUUGCUGAUAGCUAUGAACAUUGGAUAAUUAUUGAUAUUUUAAUUGUAGUAAGAGCGGUUUCACAGCAGUAAUGAUAAAAGUAUAUUGGUGUCAGUGAUGGGCAAUUCCUUAUAAUAAUUGGGAUUGAAACUGCAAUUUCUUAAGAAUCUAUGUGAAAAAGUAUGGUGUGGAAAUGCAGUAGUGUAUGACUUCAAGUACAUAUAUGUGCAGGAGACUGUCUUACUAAUUGGGAUACAAAUCAAAAUUGAAUUUGAGAGCACAGGGUUUCUAGUAGUAAGAGAGGGCCAUUAUUUAUUGAAUCUCUUUAUACUGCCUACUUCACUUAGCCUUUCCUGAUUAUUGCUCCACGAGUAAUGUAACCCUUUGGUUGAAUCAGGUCUGCAUGUUGUUUCUUCUAAUUCCUCUUUUUUUUUCUAUUUGUCUUUCAUAUUCUUUAUCAUAACAAAGCAGCUGAAACAAUUCAGUUUGUAAUCUUGAAAAAUCUGCUAGGAUCACUUAAACUCUCCUUUUAGCCAAAGAAAAUUAUAUUGGCUUCCUGAGCUUUUUUCCUGUAGCCUAAUUUCCUUCACUCAGGAUAUUUGCUUAUGUGUCUACUUUCUUGGCAAUAAUAUUCUUCCUAUGAUAGUUCAGCUAAACUGCAUGCACUAUUGCAGUUGGGCUCUGAUCAUCACCUUGUGAUGGAAAAAUGUGGUUGAAACCUCUGAAAGGAUUGAGUCUGAAAUUCAUCCUGAGGUUUUUGUGUUUCUAUGCAUUUUCAAGUUUCAGCCUUUUCAAAUGAAAAAAACACAUAUAAUGCUUAUAUUAUGUUGGUGCUAAUGACAUGUAAGUUUUAAAGCUGUGCUCUUUAAAUUCAGUAAUGCCAAUAUAAAAUCUUAUUGCGGGUCAAGGAAAGAGAACUGCAAAAUUAAAAGAAACUUAAAUAACUGCUGGGUUUAGAGUUUAAACAAGUCACUGUGGCACAAUUAAUAAAGACCAGGCGAUAAAUAAUAAUAUCUCUCUGAUAACUGAAUGAUAGAUGUAGGAUGUGUACAUUUUUAAAUCGUCAUUUACUUAUUAUGGAAUACAUUAAGUUGAGUUCUUGCUGAUAAUUAGGAAUCAAUGUAACUGAAUUCUGAUUCACCAGAAAGUAAUGAAUACUACUUUCUCCCUUUUUAAAGGAGAGGAAAAGCAAUGCUUUAGUUAACUGGGUGUGAAAUAUGAAAACCGCUUUUCACCCUCCUUAAUCUCUUUAACAUAGUUGCAUUUCCUCUUCUGUCAUUCUUGAUUCUGACUCAGUUCAUACACUACAUCAUCAAAAUAUCAUUGCAUAAUAAUUGUUUCAGUAUAAAAAAAUUAACUUUGCAACUUCAGACCUUCAGUAUACCUGAAUGGUUGAGUCUAUCAUCUUAACUCAGACAAAUAAUAGGCUGCUAAUGUUUGCCUGCCUUUAAUUUGGAAUUAUGUUUAAAAACAAGACAUUUUAAUGUUUUCUUUCCUUCUCCAUUCUUAGUUUUAUGACCAGGGUCAGUAAUGCUGCAGAUUCAGAUGUGAAAAAUGAAAUUUCUGGGGAUGGAAAAUAAAAUUAUUUGAAUCUAAAUAGAGCAGAUUUUGUUUAUGACCCACUUCAAAUUAAAUAAGUUUAAUAUUGCAUGGAGAUAGAUCAGUAUCAGAUAACUUGACAACUUCUUGAAUUACACCUAAAUGAUUUGUUACAAUUUUACUGUUUCGGCAAUCAUGAUCCAGUUAACUCGCCAGAAGAACAGAAGCUGCUGGAAAAGCUCAACAGGUUUGGCAGAUGUUGAGGGAGGGUCACCAGACCUGAAAAUUAAUUUUGAUUUCUCUGCACAGAUGCUGCUAGACUUGCUGAGCUUUUCCAGCAACUUCUGUUUUUGUUUCUGAUUAACAGCAUCCACAGUUCUUUCAGCUUUUAAUCUCGUUAACUAGUGUUCAUCUCUCAAAAUUAUGGAAUAUUACAUCAAUAUAAGCAUUUUGAGGGAUGGACACAGUUAAAGUUUUUUUAAAAAAAAAGCCACCUUAAAAACUAGAAAUUUUCUUGAUUGUAUUUCCUCCUGUGAACAAACACAGCAUAGCUAAAAUAACCACCCAUGAUUUUCAGUCCUCCAUAGCAAAUGGUAAUGUUGUGGUGCAAGUGGUCAGCAUAAUAAAGAAAAACAUAUUUGCUUUUAUUAGUUUUUGAAACUGUUGAGCCACAGUUGUAUUAGUAAUUUAUUUCCUGAUUUUGACAGUGAUGCCUAUGGUAUCAUCUUUUCAAAAUAAGGUAUUACUUUUGGAUUUGAGAUUGAUUUUGGAGAGCUGGGCUUCCUAAAUAGAAAAGUGAAAACUGUAUUAUAAUGAUUAUCUAAGACACCCUGAAACUGAAACCAUGAGUCCCAUAUCAACAAAUUGUUAUGGGAAAACAGAGCACUGGUCGAAAUGGAAACACUGACAGACAUCUAAUGAGAAUAAUAUCUUGGGUAAAGUGGAUUUUUUUCAAUCUAUUCCUCCAGCCAGUUUUUGAAGAACACCCACUUGACUGAAUAAAGCAACUGUUACUAAUUUUUUUCAUAUUUUGCAAAUUGAAUAUAGGAAUGAAAUCAGUAAUGUAAAGGGAAGUAGUUCCCUUUACGCUUGAACAUGUGUUUUGUCAGUGUUUCCUCUUCAUCUUUUUCCAUGUAAGUUAUUUUCUGUCCUAAUCUACAGAUAUUGGGGUAUUGUUCCACAGGCUCCAGUUUCAUCUAGAGAUUUUUGAAGGGCCGUCAAGCUGAGCCUGAUUUUGCUCUCAAUAGACAUCCACAUAUGUACUUUUGGUGUUGCUGGAGGUGAUCAGAAAUAGGAAUGCUGGCCAAUUUUAUCUUUCAUGGUUAUCCUAGCUGAGAUGAAGUAAUUCAGCAUAAAUCAAGCUUGAGAAUCCCCUGUUUAAUACAACUAAACUCAGGGCCAUAUCAGAUGCAAUAAUUCCUCAUUAGGCUAUGAAUGGUGCUAGUUGCUCUGUUCUAUGCUUUUGAAUUGAUUAGAGACACUUGGGAGCAAUGGUGUGAAUGAGAUCUUAACAUUAAAUUCUGCCUACAGAUAGGAGGGCUGGUGCAAUGUAUUUGGUGUAAUGGGAACUCUGUGUGGACUUCAACAUACAGAUGAAGGUCCCAUUUACGAUGUGGACUUGUUGAACUUCUUGGUUGAAAGAACUAUAUUCAUAGUCCCAUUCCCCUGAUUUUUCUUUAUACUCCUUCAACUAUUCUCUGUUUCCACUAGUAUUUCUGAUAUUUUGUGUCUAUUUGUGUUAGCUCUUUCACCAAUACCAUCAUAUUUUAGGAAAAGUUUAACAUACUCUUAGCUGCUUCCUGUCAAUCUGUCUAACAACUCUAAUACUAAAUAAUGGUUAACAGACUUAAGUGUAUUCAUGUAUCACCUUCUUUCUUUUGGAAUUCUUCAGAGUAUAUUUAUCUUUUAAUACUGGAAGCAAUCUUAUGAAAAAUUGCCAUAGUUUAAGAUAAUUUUGGAACUGAAUUCAAUAAGUCUUUAUGCAGUCUACUAUUUAUACUUUUACAAGUGGUAUUGAUGCACUUUUCUGUGUUUGUAAACAGAGUACAUUGAGAAUUGUGGAUUUGCAGUGAACUUUAGUGCAAAAAAACUGCAAAGUAAAUCUGAGACCCCUUUGUGGUUGGGUCUUUGUAAAAUACUAUUUUUAACAGUUCCUUUUACAGCAUAACAUUUCUUUCAGUAAGUAGUGCAGUCUCCAAUCAUCCCCAACAGUUUAUUUCCCUUGCAAUGUAACCAUGAUGGUUUUACUUGGUUCCAAGGACUUACUAUUCUUCCCACUACUAGGUUUCCACGCAAUAGCUUCCUUUUUUUUUGAUUUCUUCUUUUGCAAUAUAUUAGGUCCAUUACGAGAAUAUUAUUGUGACCUUGUUAAUAAGCACCUUUUAAUAAUCGCACCAUUCAGUAAAUGUAAAGUUGCAGACAUCACUUUUUGAGCUCAAUAGUGCACUAGUUUUGGUACAGAAGUGAAUUGCCAGUCUUUGAUCUACUUUCCUUUUAUUAAAAAAGCUUAAUUACUCAAUGAGUUAGCAUUGUAUUAGUACAAUAGGGUUUCUUAUUUUUCAAGUUUUGGUGCAUUUUUGUAUGGGCUAAGUUUAAAAACAGAUCAUUUUGAGAAGCAAAUUUCUAGUAAUUAUCAAAGCUAAUGUCAAAUAAUUCAGGCCAGAGAUGGUAAGGUAGGAUAUUCUAUUCCAAAGAUGGGCUUCAAUCCAUCAUCCUCAACGGUAGUUUUCACUAAUCACUACUACCAAAGAUAUGUGAUGACAAAAUGCAUUUAAAAUAUUAUGGUUACUCUAGUAUGUACAGGACAAUUACUCUGAAAUUCAAAUUGAGUAAUACUGGAUUAUCAUUUAGAAAAAUCUUCCAGUUCCUUCAGUCAUUUGAGUUUAUUAAAGCAGUUUUAUUCUUUGAAGAACAAUGACAGGACAUAUUUAAAAUGUUUGUGGAUUAAAUAUUUAAUUGUAUGAAUUAAGUCAAACAAAUUAGUGCAUUGUGAUUUUGUUCUCUGAUGAAAACUUGUUUAUUUUACAUUCGGAUGUUGCCUUCACCUGUAAUUUUACAUUUGAUGUUGACACAUUUUUUUAGUUUAAAUUGGCGUGCACCAAAAUAACUGACUGAAUUGAAUCUCUUCUGUGUGGAAUGUGACAAUUGUGAAAUAUUUUAGACUAAGCAAGAUUUUGGAGCAUCAUAAUGCUGAGGAAUUGGGACCUGUGAGGAUUUGCCCACCACUGAUUUCAGUGGAAAAUAGCAUUCUAUUGUUUUAAGGCAAUUGUGUCUAAUCCAUAGACAAAGUUUAUAUUGUAUAUUGUGAUCAGCAAGUCUGACAGUUUGUAACACUGCAGUUAUGUUAAUUAUCCAUGAGACAAAAUUAAUUGCAAGCUGUGCUUUGGAAAAGUAAUUUUUGCAAACUUUUAAACAUAGUAAAUUUUAGUUCCACACUUGUUUCCUAUCAAUUAUUUAUUUAGCAUAAUGGAUUUAUUUCCAGUGUAUAGACUGCUGUGUGUAAUAAAUAUCUGUAGUUUGUAGCGGCAGCAUAAAGUAGCUGAUUUAUUUAUAUUGUGGAGGGAGAAUUUAUGACGAGGAGAAUGAGCUGAUUGAAUCAUCACAUUUGUAGACUUGACCGUAAGUCUAAAAUGUAGAAAGGAAAUGAAGAUUUCCCCACAAAAUGAUUCUAAAUCAAUUGACUUGUGCUAAUCCUAAUUAGCCCCUGGAAUUUACCUCAGAUUUAGAAAUUGUGGUUUUUGAAUGACAGAUUGCUUGAUCUGUUCGGUAUUGAUGUCAGGACUACUUGUGACUCAGUGUACAGAGUGAGCAUCUCCAGUUCUGCAACACUGAAUUACUUUCUGUACCAAAUGAGGAGAAAAGAAUUAACAAGAACACAAUCUAUUGUAAAUGAUAGUCAUUUCCAAAAGGACAAAUUGGAACAGACUUCUAUA